Molecule: messenger RNA, 872 nt
Organism: Medioppia subpectinata
Lineage: Eukaryota; Metazoa; Arthropoda; Arachnida; Sarcoptiformes; Oppiidae
Source: the annotation of a GenBank genome assembly
GAGUGUGUCAUCCGAUGCCAUGUGUGCCACUCUGUCAGCGAAGACCCCAAUUGGAUGACAGAACGGAUCCGCAAACCUGUCAUGUCUUGAGGCGAUGCCUCUCAACAGCGAUGUAAACUCAGGUGAACUCAAAUGACCCGCAAAUUCACUCUUUUUUCGGUUUCAAUCAUAACUUUCGCCAAACAAUUGCCCAAAAAAGCGGACGUUUUGUUUGGAUUCACCGCUCAUUGGGUUUGCCUUUUGUUGACAACUGAAACCCAAGUCAUGAAAAACAUCACAUUCGCGGAUCAGAUGCCCGGCAGUGAUGGACAACAGCCUCGACCGGUGGACACGUCGGCCCACCGCUACCCCUACUGUGUUGUGUGGACUCCCAUACCAUUGAUCACAUGGUUAGUGCCAUUGAUAGGACAUAUGGGCAUAUGUCUGGCCAAUGGUGUGGUCCGAGACUUCGCCGGACCUUAUUAUGUCUCGCAGGACGAGAUGGCCUUCGGGUGGCCCACGAAGUACUGGCAAUUGGAUCCACGACUUGUCACCAUUGGUCAGAGUUGGGACGAUAGCGUCAAACAGGCUUCCGAUGAAUACAUGCAUCGAAUGCACCACUUAUGCUGUGAUAAUUGUCAUUCACACGUCUCGAUGGCACUCAAUCUGAUGAGAUAUAACGGCAAAAGCAAUUACAAUAUGGUCUCCACAUUCUUCCUCUUCACCAUUCACUCCAAAUACAUCAGCUUCUGGUCGUUCUUGAAGACAUGGAUCCCUUUCAUUGUAUUGAUUUCAGUCAUCAUUGGAUUAGUUAUUUAUUUUAAAUGAAUUUAAUACUUAUUUUUUAAAACUAUUUAUAAAAUUUUUAUUUAUAAAUAAAAUGAGUGUUAAAC